Messenger RNA from Pocillopora meandrina, 1197 nucleotides. The record is from the annotation of a GenBank genome assembly. NCBI's taxonomy places the organism in Eukaryota, Metazoa, Cnidaria, Anthozoa, Scleractinia, Pocilloporidae.
AUGGAAGAUAUUAGCUACGCUUGUCCUCGCCAAAAAUUCAUAGAAGAUCCGGGAAUUCAAUGGCGUGAAGGGAAGCCUGAUUUUACUCAGGUUAAUAAAGCCUAUUUAGAGGGUAGGACAAGAAUCCAUAGGGAUGGUUCGUUAGAGAAGAUUGUCGAGGAUCUCGUGAAAUCAUGGGAAAUGGAAGCUUCGCAUAAAACUAACACUGAGGUAAAUAGAGAGGUCUUAUGUUCUUAAACAUAAUUACAGGAAAAUAUGUGAUGUAUUUAAAAAUCAAUUGAACUUUUUCUUGAUGUCGUGUAAUAUCUUGUAAUCAUGGCUAAAGAGAGAAUCAUAAAUUUUCAAAGCUGAGAUAAAUAAAUAGAAGAGCUGAUAGUCACUAUGACACAGCAUAUUUGUGAAACUCAUAUCGAAAAACAAAGCAAAAUUCUAAGAUAUACAACCUUUCAUUCACAGUUGGAGGAUAUUGGAACACUCCAACUUAACUGUGACGACAUCUUAUUAAAGCCAGAUCACGUUUUUUCAGCGCUUACUUAAAAAAAAAUGGAUGAUAGUAUGUACAUUGAGAAUUGAGUUGAAAGUUGAAACGUUUCCACGGUCUGUUUGUUUAUUUAUUAAUUUGUUUUCGACAAAAGGAUUGGCAAAGUGUUGACACAGAAGCUUUCACCAUCCGCGGGAACAACCAGCGCUCGUUUUCUUUGAAGGAAUUGAUUGAAGAGGGAAACUACAACGUACUGAUGCAAAACCAGCCGCUGUACAACAAUACCGAUCAUUCGUUUAAAUCGUCACAUGAUUUGUUCAGGUCUGCAUUCGACCAAGGGUUUCCAUGGGAACUGAUAGAAGUAUUUUCAGGUAAGUUUAGCAAGUACAUAUUGAUACUGUACUCCUUAGUGGAGAUGAAACGCCGUUAUAUGACGAGGCUACAAAAACAUGCCAGGUUUUUCUAAGUACAGUGAUUAGUUUUCACUUAUGUGGGUGUUUUGUCCCUCAGGUCCCCCAAAAGUGGCCUUUUCGUGGCGCCAUUGGGCCCACUGGACGGGCCCUUACAAAGGAAGGGCUCCAACGGGGGAACUGCUUGAAAUGUAUGGAAUGGCUGUGGCCGAGGUGGACGAGAACCUAAAGAUCAAAUCAAUCGACGUUCAUUAUGAUCCUAACCAGCUUUUGAUGAAGUUGGAAGGAAAAGAAUUGUUGAAGUAG